Molecule: messenger RNA, 1244 nt
Organism: Ruditapes philippinarum (Manila clam)
Lineage: Eukaryota; Metazoa; Mollusca; Bivalvia; Venerida; Veneridae
Product: 5'-AMP-activated protein kinase subunit gamma-like
Exons: 4
Coding region: 864-1229 (121 amino acids)
Source: RefSeq, a predicted model, not a curated record
UUAAUGCCAUACAUAGGAAGAUUCACAGAAACAGAGGUCUCAUUUGUUUUAUUUAUUCAAUCUUGGCCACAGGAGGGAUUUCUCUUCUCCCUCAGGUUUACAAGGAAAUAGAUAGAAAAAAAGUAAUGGAUAUUUAUUGAUGAAAUUUUGACAGACUGCCAAGCAAACUGUGGUGUUAUGUUACAUAUAUUGUGGUUUAAACUGUUUUGUUUUAUUUAACUGUUGGAUAAGUUUUAAUUAAACUGAUAAUGUCUAAUUUACAUAGAUUGGAGAGAAGCAUUAAAUUUUUGCUUUGGCAUUUAUUCUCAUUGAAUGUUUUAAGCUGGAGAAAUUAAGAAAAUAAUACAGUAGAAAGUGAAGACAUUCUUAUUGCUACAUGUGUAAUAAAAACAUUAUUAUUGAGUUUAGCUUUUGACUUGGAGUAUGAUACCAGUGUUUCUGAAGAUAGUGUGACAGUUACAGGGAUAUUUUCUCUUCUAAAUAUUUAUAUUGUUUUCCUGGUAUCAUACUAAAAUUUAACUUAUAAUAGGGCAAACGACAUAAAAAUACUGAAUUAGCUGGAAUAUUUUCACAUUAAUGAUUAAGCUGAUUAAUAAACAGAAUACUGAGGAGAUACUCUGCAACAAGUUUAAGCUAUUGAAGAAAUGACAAGUUUAGGCUAAUGAAGACAGAUUUUUUGGACAUAUUACUGCUUACCCUGGAAACUAGAUUGAUUUUAUUAUAGGAAUAUGUUUUUUCUCUCAUUUGUUGAUGGAUGAAUGGAGUUUGUUGUGAUGAAGUAUAUCGUACAGUAAUAUUAUCUGCAGGCUUGACAUACAUGUUAAAAUGGUUUUGUGAAACAUAGAUAUCAUAUUCUUUCGGAUAUGUUCCGUAAAAAAAGAAAAUUUGGGAGUUUAAAACUAAAAUUUGUGUCUCCCCUGCGGUCAUCCUCGCUAUCCAAUGAGCCCAAGUCUGCCCCACCAUUACCGAGCAGAUUGUCUCCCUUCCAGAAUGACCACUCCCACGCUAUUAUCUACCGACCAGAGAGUCCAAAUACCGUUAAGUUUAACCUUGAUGGAGAAAUGGAGAGAAUGGAGAUUGAAGAUUUGGAUGAGAAUGCCGAUGUUGUGUUUGCGAAGUUUAUGAGAGCACACAAAUGUUAUGAUAUAAUUCCAACAAGUGCCAAGCUUGUUAUAUUUGAUACACAGUUGAAUGUAAGUAUUUAUAUACAAUUAAAUGUCAUAACCUAAUUCCAGAAAAAUGUU